CUUAAAUAAAAUAAAAUGAAACCAUCUUCAUCUAAAACAGCUCACAAAUCGACUAUAGAGUUCACACGUAGUAAAAAUUGGUCUCAAACUAUUCUUGACGAGCUUUGUGAUAUCAUUCAUGUAUUAUCCUCCAAAUUCGAUAUUCUCUAUUGUUCCUCAGCUUCUCGUAUGUGCCUUGGUUAUCAACCUUCAGAGCUUAUUGGACACACCUAUACAGAGUAUUUGCAUCUCGAUGACAUUGAUUCUUUUAAACGUGAUUUCUUUAAUCAACAACAAAAGAGAGUAUUGCGAACGAUAUACCGUUUCAAAAGAAAAGAUGGACAGUAUGUUUUAAUGGAAAUGCGUGGUCAAUACUGUACAUUAAAAGCCGGUCGAGAAAGUUAUUAUUUUGUAUCUGCUCGUCUUAUUCCUACCAAAGCAACCAAGAUGAUAAAUACUUUUUUAAAUUAUAAAACUCAAAACGAGAUAUUAAGACGUAAGAUACUUGCAGUAACGAAAAAAGAAAAGGAGGAAAAUCAUCAUGAUAAUGAACAAAAGGAAGAAGAAGGGGCUCUAAUCCAGAGUAGCACAUCUUCUAGAGAAGAAAAUGAACAAUUACAGGAACCUAUCACAUUACAACCUUCUAUAAAACAGAAUGUUUAUGCUCAAGGUAUAUUAAGUAGAUAUGGUGUCAAUGAGUCUAUUGCGCUCUUUACUGGACUCCAUUUUGAUUCUGGUGAACGAUCCAGAGGUAUCUCUAUGGGACUUGAAGAGGCCGAAUUGUUCGAUACUACCAUUCAUAAUAAAACUGAUACAAAUCAUAAUGAUGAAAACAAAAAGGCUGAUAUAUUAUUAAAAUCUUCUGGAAAAAAAAGAUCUAUUGAGAAAAUUAUUUAAUAUGAAAUGAACAGUAGCUCUUAAUAAUGAAGGAAAGAAUUAAAGAGAAUUAGAAUAUUCAUCUAUGCUCGUUUUAUAUACAAUUCACGUGACAUUUGCUAUGGCUCAUAUACAUAUAAAUAUUUAGUAAAUACACUUUUAAAAUGAUGAUGUUUUCUGAAUAACAAAGAUUAUAAAU
Cokeromyces recurvatus is the source of this 1054-nucleotide messenger RNA. RefSeq lists its product as uncharacterized. The coding region runs from base 16 to 876 and encodes 286 amino acids. The transcript is spliced from 2 exons. NCBI's taxonomy places the organism in Eukaryota, Fungi, Mucoromycota, Mucoromycetes, Mucorales, Mucoraceae. Gene Ontology annotation, molecular function: protein binding. The record is from RefSeq and is a predicted model, not a curated record.